AUGUUACCAUUUAUUUUAAUGACCGUACUAUUGUUACCAUUAAUUGUUGAAUCGAAAGGACAUUGGUCUUAUGAAAAUAUUACAAUAUGGUCGCGUGAUUAUGGUUAUUGUGCUGGAAAUCUACAAUCACCAAUCGAUUUACGAUUUAAUAGAUCAUAUAUUGAUCAUUGUCUUAAACCUAUGUAUUUUCAACAACUAAGUUCUCAUGCUCAACUUAGUUUAUCAAAUCAUUAUGUGUUAAAAAAUGUUGCCCUGGGAAGUAAAGAUUAUAGAGUAGAACAAAUUCAUUUUCAUUGGGGUCAUUCAAAUGACAAUGUUAAUGGAUCAGAACAUUUACUCGAAGGACGAUCAUAUCCAUUAGAAAUGCAUGUGGUAACUUAUUCAAGUUGGUUUUCAAAUAUUGUUGAAGCAAUGACGAACACACGUGCACUUGCUGUUGUCGGUGUUUUCUUUGAACUUAGUAAUGAACCAAAUCCAUUUCUUCAGCCAAUAGUUAAUGUAUUAGAACAUAUUCGAGAUAAAGGUAAACGCGUUAUUGUUGAGGAAGAUUUCAAUUUAAAAGCUUUAAUUGGUGAAAAACGUAUGCGUCGUUACUAUCGUUAUGAUGGCUCAUUAACAACUCCACCUUGUUAUGAAUCAGUCAUAUGGAGUGUUUUACAAGAACCAUUACAAAUAUCAUCCGGACAACUUCAAGCUUUUCAAAAUUUACAUGGAGAAAAAUCUGAAUUAAUGAAAAAUACAUAUCGAACAAUACAACCCCUUGGUUCCAGAAAAUUAUUUCGUAGUUUUGCUUCAGAAAAUAUUUAUGAUGAUGAAAUCAAGAAACAAGUGUCAUCAAAAAGUCAUGGUCAAUAUUUGACGGUCAAUAUGAAAAUUUCUUUUGUUUUAAUGAACCUUUUAAUGCUUAUUGUUUAA
Molecule: messenger RNA, 915 nt
Organism: Rotaria sp. Silwood2
Lineage: Eukaryota; Metazoa; Rotifera; Eurotatoria; Philodinida; Philodinidae
Source: the annotation of a GenBank genome assembly